This is a messenger RNA of Aricia agestis (brown argus), 869 nucleotides long. RefSeq names its product grpE protein homolog, mitochondrial (gene Roe1). Gene Ontology annotation, biological process: protein folding; protein import into mitochondrial matrix. Gene Ontology annotation, cellular component: PAM complex, Tim23 associated import motor. The record is from RefSeq and is a predicted model, not a curated record. The transcript has 7 exons. NCBI's taxonomy places the organism in Eukaryota, Metazoa, Arthropoda, Insecta, Lepidoptera, Lycaenidae. The coding region runs from base 94 to 768 and encodes 224 amino acids. Gene Ontology annotation, molecular function: protein homodimerization activity; protein-folding chaperone binding; adenyl-nucleotide exchange factor activity.
AUGCUCGAUUGAGCAUCGAUGAAGAUUUUUAUAAUUUGCUUUUAUGCUAUUAAAUUAUAAAGUUUAAUAUAAAAUUAAUAAGGAUUUAUUAUAAUGGCCUCAAUUAAAGUUAGUUCCAUGAGCCGGUUAACGAGAUUUAUCGUGGAUCCGAGUUUCAGAAACCUACGGUCAAAUUUUUAUCGAGGGUCAGUGCGUACUUAUAGUGCAGAGAAGCCAGCGGAAAGCCAAUCAGAGAAACAGUUGCCUGCUAAUAUAGAGGAAUGUCACAAGCAGAUUGAGCUGCUAACUACUGAAGUUGGAAACCUAAAAGAACAACUCAAAGAUUAUGAAGACAAAUAUAAGAGAGCUUUAGCUGAUGGUGAAAAUGUGAGAAGACGGAUGUUGAAACAGGUGGAGGACGCCAAAUCCUUUGCAAUACAGAGUUUUUGUAAAGACUUGUUAGAUGUGGCAGAUACAUUAUCUGCGGCGGCGGAGAGUGUUCCGGAGGAGGGUGCAGAGGGUGAGGGGGCCGGUGCAGCGCUCCGCUCCCUGAGGGAUGGUGUUCGUCUCACUCGCGCUCAACUUACGCAGGUGUUCAACAGGCAUGGUUUGGUUGCAGUUUCUCCCUUAAGAGAAAAAUUUGACCCAAAUCUUCACGAGGCGCUAUUUCAACAGGAAGUGGAGGGAGCAAAGCCUGGAACGGUUGUAGCAGUAAGCAAAGUUGGCUACAAGCUGCACGAGCGGUGCGUGAGACCAGCGCUAGUCGGAGUCGCCAAGGGAGACUCCUAGUGUUAUAACACAAUUUCGAGCUGUUUCAGCAAGUGGUGGGAGAUUUAUGUAUUUAUAUUCCAAAAACUAUAAUUGUUAAUAUAAAGUUUCAGUUGAAUGAC